This is a messenger RNA of Leguminivora glycinivorella, 795 nucleotides long. RefSeq lists its product as uncharacterized. The coding region runs from base 1 to 795 and encodes 264 amino acids. The record is from RefSeq and is a predicted model, not a curated record. Gene Ontology annotation, cellular component: endomembrane system; membrane. The transcript has 4 exons. Lineage: Eukaryota; Metazoa; Arthropoda; Insecta; Lepidoptera; Tortricidae.
AUGUCCCGGAUCCACCUGCGCAUGUGUGGCUACGUGGUCACCCUAGCGCUGCACCUAACUAACGGGUUGUAUAUGAGGAGUUUCCAUACAAAAGAGUUGUUGGAGGACCCGGAGAUUCGCACUUUUGUCGGCGUCCAGUGGAGAUACAUCACUACGUGGACUUUUCUAUUUCAAAUGGUGUACGCCCUAAUCGGACUGACGUGUGAUUGGUUGACAUUGAAGAACUCCUCAAAUAAGAAAUACAAAGUGCCAAGUUUCUUGACCAACAUGAGGGACACCCUGUAUUCCGGUAUCAUUUGGCCGGCAACUUUUCAAGUGGCAACCCUAUUCUGGCCAUUCUACCUUUACAACGUGCAACUAGUAUACCCCGUUUUCAUAGACAGGGUUGUCACUCGUCUGUCCAACCAUAUAAUGCACAGCUUUAUAGUACCUAUAGCUGUGUGGGAGAUGUUCAUGAGACCGCAGAAAAAGCCGCCGAGCAAAGCGAAGAUUGUUAGUGUACUGGUGGCUUAUACUGUGGCUUAUUGGGUUGUGGUUAAGGUCAAAAUAGAAGGCAAGAACAUUAACUCUGAAGCCGGCAUGUUAGACCUGGGCAUACCACAAGGCUCUGCGCUUGGAAAUACCCUGUUUCUAAUAUUCGUAAACGACCUUCCUACCUCUGUUGCCGAAGGCAUGACGGUACUGUUUGCUGACGACACAACCGUGGUGGUGAAGGCGCAUCGCAUACAUUCUUACAGCUAUGUAUUAGAACUGACAAGUAUAGGGCGAUUCUCAGAGAUGACGUUCGGUGCCUGA